GAUCGCGUGACGCUUCACCGGGAAUUUCGCCCAUGCCCUAAUCCCCUCCUCAGGCAUUCUCAAUGUCUGACCUCAUCAGACCCCAUCCUCUGUGACCUCUCUGUCAACAAGACGGGUUUUGUGCCUGGGGAAUCCCUCAUGGCGUGUGUCAACAUCAAGAAUGGCUCCUCCCAACCGAUAAAAAUGGUUCAUCUCAGUCUCCUGCAGGUACUAUUUUUGGCAAACCGCAUAGCUGAAAGGGUGAAAAUGUUUGGACAGAAUGAGAGCCAGAAUUCAGUGGAGUUUAUUCGAGUGUUUGCGGCCGUUUUGAAAAACCUCACUGUUCCUCCGAGUCACCCUCAGACAAGCGAGGCUGCAGUUCCCGUGGCCGGAUCGGGAUACUUUGUUGAGACUAUCCACGUGCCUCCCCUUCCUGCGAGUCAGGAUACCCAGUCUUCUUCCAUAAUCCAGAUAGGCUACCUCUUACUGCUCAGGCUCCGACUAUCGCGCAAAAAAACCGCGAAGAACGAGUUCAGAAUGCACAUUCCCAUCACCAUAGGCACCGAUCCCGCCAAAUCAACUUCCUUUCUUGAAGGCAAGGAGGGCAAGUGA
This is a messenger RNA of Dibothriocephalus latus, 591 nucleotides long. Lineage: Eukaryota; Metazoa; Platyhelminthes; Cestoda; Diphyllobothriidea; Diphyllobothriidae. The record is from the annotation of a GenBank genome assembly.